Molecule: messenger RNA, 2775 nt
Organism: Xiphias gladius (swordfish)
Lineage: Eukaryota; Metazoa; Chordata; Actinopteri; Istiophoriformes; Xiphiidae
Gene: pcgf5b
Product: polycomb group ring finger 5b
Exons: 9
Coding region: 1600-2346 (248 amino acids)
Biological process (GO): regulation of transcription by RNA polymerase II
Cellular component (GO): PRC1 complex
Source: RefSeq, a predicted model, not a curated record
GCGUGCGUGCUCUGUCAUCUGUCUUGGUUUGGAGGACUUGCUUCGCAAAAAAAUCAGGUGGGCGAGAUCAAACCAUGAAGAUAAAAGCAAUUAAGAUGUAGAACCGCCGCAGCCAUAAAGCAAGUGAAACACGUGGCAGCUGCGUUGAGGAGUGUUUGCUCCUCAAACCUCCAAAUAAGGAAAGAAAAACACUCGGUUCAUCUUGAAUUGCAGCCGUUUUCUGGAAAAUCUAUCAAUUAUCGCACUGAAAGUAGAAUAAGCCAGAGUCAUAGCACGUGGUUAUAUUUGUAAUGAGUUUCUGGGUUUUAACAGUUGAGGAAAAUAGUUGCUGUUGCUGGUAAAACAAAAAAAACAAAUGUUGCCAUAGAGAUUUUGGCUCAUUUCCUGGAAGGUUGAAGGCUCUGAGGAAAUUUCUCUCCCACUCUUCGAGAAGAGCUUCCACAUUGCUCUUGAGCAAAGAUCUUACCGGCGGAGUGGAUCGGUGGACCACACUGCUCACUGCUGCACUGGAUGUGGAUUAAUUGAUCAACGUUUGCUCGAUAAAUAAAAAGGUAAAGCUGCCAGAGGUGACCGUACGAGUCACAGUUUCAAACGGCAGCGAGGGGUUAUUAAAUCCAUCAUUUGAGAGAGAAAAUCUGAUCCUCGGGGCUCGGGAAGUCAGUAAGGUGACAUUAAUGCGUGUCGGGGUUUCAUCCAGUCUUUAUCGCUGACCUUUAAACUAACUGUCCAGCCCGUCCACGGCCCGAGAUCCUCACUCGGAGCCUUUCGGCUCGGGUGUUUCGCUGCCUCGAUUGUUGAUGAAUCAUUUUUUCUCUCAGAAAGUGAGAGCAACGAGUUGUUCCACCAACACAGUAUUGAUAGAGGUGAUUUCACUGAGUUAAAAAGCCAUCAGUCAGUGACCGUGUCACCGUGUGCCACCAGAAGAAUGAAGACAUCACCAGCAGCAGCCGUAUAAUGAUGCAUGAACACUCUGGGAUGGGGGCCGGCUGAGCAGAAGUCGUCGGCUGACCUUUGACCCUUCAUGGAUUAAACAUGGCACUUUGGCUGAGACGGGGAGGGAAGCGAGACAUCUCACACUCCGGUAACUCUUGGAAUUUAACGAAGGUGUUUGAUUGAAGCGGGACUGCGAAGACUGGACAAGCCCGGGGUCUUUUUUUUAUUUUUAUUUCAAUGGGACUGACAUGGUUCAGUGAACAUGGAAUAAGGUCUGAGCGGGAGAUGUUCGUGAAUAAAAUACAAAAAUAUAAUACAAAAUAGAAUUUGAGUCAAGGAUGGAGCAGGAUUUUACACAGUAGGAUCAAUUAUCUCUUUCAGUAAUUGUGGAUAGUGAAGACUUGAACGCACAGGCCUGGACUAACAUUAGCCAGUGUUGCUGACCUUUGCAACUCUUAACACCCAGUUCAACUUUAAGCUAAAAUCGUGACUGAAGUCUAGCAGGCGCUACCGGCCUGCAGCCGCAGACCCUUCCGUUCCUCGUUGUUGUGAAUGGACGUCUGACCCUUGUAACGCUAGAAGGUGGCGUUUCACUGCAGCUGCGACCUGUAACUCUGACCCCGCGUCAGUACCCCGCCGCAGCGUCGCUAAAAAUAAACUCCAAACAUGGCUGCCACGGGAAGGAAGCACUUGGUCAGAGACUUCAACCAUUUCAUCACCUGCUACCUGUGUCGAGGUUACCUGAUCAAACCGACCACGGUCACCGAGUGCCUGCACACCUUCUGUAAGAGCUGUAUUGUGCAGCACUUUGAGGAGAGUAAUGACUGUCCUAAAUGUGGCAUUCAGGUCCAUGAGACCAACCCGCUGGAGAUGCUCAGGUUGGACAACACCCUGGAAGAGAUCAUUUUCAAGCUGGUGCCCGGACUCAGAGAAAAAGAGGAACAGCAAGAACUGGAAUUCUGGAGAAAGAACCAGCCCAAAGAAAACGGCCAAGCAGAUAACCUGAGGUGUCAAAGGCUCGGGCUGCCUGAUGUUGGUGGCGACGGUGGUGGCGACGGCGGCGGUGAUGAUGGCGACGGUGGCGGCGACGACGACUACCACAGGAGCGAUCCUCAGAUAGCAAUCUGUCUGGACUGCCUACGUAACACGGGACAGUCAGGGGAGAGCACUGUCACGGAUUUGAUGAAGAGGUUCAUCCGCUGCUCCAGCAGAGUCACCGUGGGAACAAUAAAGAAGUUUCUCAGUCUUAAACUGAAGCUGCCCAGCUCCUACGAGCUGGAUGUGCUGUGCAACGGAGAGAUCAUGGGCAGAGAUCACACUCUGGAGUUCAUCUACAUGACUCGGUGGAGGCUACAUGGAGAGAAUACGUAUCCCAUGGUUCUUGAGUACCGGCCUCGUAUCGACUUCGGCUGAACUAGGGCUGCCAGGAGAGGACCGUACACAGACACGCGCACGCACUCACGCACGCACACACACACACACACACACACACACACACACACACACACACACACACACGCACACGCACAGAAAAAAUGAGGAAGACCUACAUUUUUCCCGCGGAUACACACAAAUACACACAAACACAAACAAACACAUGCCCACAAUGUGCAGAGAGAGAGAGAGAGAUUUAAAUGUAUUUUUGUACAGCCAAUGAUGAAGUGCAUACGUUGUUAUGGUAAAGAGGUUUUAUGCUACAUAGAAUAAUAUAUGCUAUAAUAUAUGAUAUUUUUAAAUGUAUGUCCCUGUGCCUAAAAACCUGUUGAGAUCAGAAAUGAAGUAUGACCAUAUCUUCACUAUGCUUGUCUAACUCUGUAGAUUAAAUGUCGAUUUUCUACUGUU